AUGACUCCUCGACCAGAAACUCAACCAGCUCCUAUGAACUCAGAGGUAGCUCCUCCUAUCAUUCACGCCAGCUCACCUUUAAUUGAAACUUCCACUGAUCAACACCCUAUUGAAGAAGCCAGUAAUGUUGUCCCUUCAGCCAAUCGUGUUUCAAAGUGCAAACGGCUUUCAAGUCCAACACCUUCUGGCAAUCCUCUCCCUUGGCAUCAUCGACCAGAAACUCAACCAGCUCCUAUGAACUCAGAGGUAGCUCCUCCUAUCAUUCACGCCAGCUCACCUUUAAUUGAAACUUCCACUGAUCAACACCCUAUUGAAGAAGCCGGUAAUGUUGUCCCUUCAGCCAAUCGUGUUUCAAAGCGCAAACGGCUUUCAAGUCCAACACCUUCUGGUGACCAAAUCCAAUGUUCGUCCAAUAGGAAAUCCUCUCCCGUGGCAUCAGCACCUGAGGAUCUUUCUGUUGGAACAUCCAAGAAGAAACCGAAUUCCCCGGACGCCAUUGGAACUUCCCCAGCCCCUUCGAAGCAAACUAGGCGUUCUGGACCAAAACUCCUGAACUUUGACCCAGGCUACCUCGAGAGGCUAAGCAAAAAGGCCAUCACAGCAUCGGAAGCUUGUCAACCUAGUCCAACCCCCCGGCGGUCACCUCCUGCUCCAAUGGUACCAUUGAUUACGCCGCGCUCGCCACCACCUCAAUACACUGAAACUCCUGUCACCGCACCCCAAGCUAAUGCAAUCUACAAACCCAAUACUGAAUCUUUGAAUGCAUCAUAUGUUCAUGAAACUCAAAUAAUUUUUUUACUUCGACUUGCUGCUACUAGGGCUGGAGGAGCAAAAUCAAUUGAAGCUAAAAUCUUGGCUCAAUUAUGA
Molecule: messenger RNA, 867 nt
Organism: Melampsora larici-populina 98AG31
Lineage: Eukaryota; Fungi; Basidiomycota; Pucciniomycetes; Pucciniales; Melampsoraceae
Exons: 5
Coding region: 1-867 (288 amino acids)
Source: RefSeq, a predicted model, not a curated record